AUGAGCCUCGACAUAUUUACUCUCCCCGACCCCACGGGACCAGUCCUCACAGUUUCUACCUUCACCCCCAUAAACACCGACAUGGACGUCACCGAGAUCAAGGUCGAGAACGAUCAGUCAAACAACGUGCGUCCCGGAGCCGCGGAGGAAUCACAGUCAACCUCUGCCCCAGUAAACGCGACUCCUCGCAAGCGAGGCCGGAAGAAGGCCGCGGACGGUGACGCAGACGCAGAUAGUACGGAGACCCCAGCUAAGAAGGGAAAGACUUCGCCCAAGAAAGGCUUGGGUCCUAUUCCAGCCUCUCCAGAAUCAGCCGGGUUGGCCGACAAGAUGGUUCUGCGGAUGAGAGACGAGGAAGGGCGUAGCUGGUCUGAGAUCACCAAUGUCUGGACGAGGAUGACCGGCAUCAAGGUUGAAGGGAGCACGCUGCGAAAGCGCUACACAGCCAUGAAGGCGAACUUCAUCUCCAUCAGUGCAGAAGAUGAAGCCAGGAUUCUCAAGGUGAAGAAAGAAAUUGAGGAGAAGUUCGAGCAGGAGAAAUGGCAUAAGAUCGCCGACAGUGUUGCUGCGGAUGGAGGAAACAAAUAUCCUGCAAGUGCAAUCCAGAAAAAGUUCAAAGAGCUGAACAAGAGGACUCAAGCUGCAGCAGCAGGUGAGGCUGAGGACUAG
This is a messenger RNA of Aspergillus fumigatus Af293, 669 nucleotides long. RefSeq lists its product as uncharacterized. The record is from RefSeq and is a predicted model, not a curated record. The transcript has 3 exons. Bases 1 to 669 code for a protein of 222 amino acids. NCBI's taxonomy places the organism in Eukaryota, Fungi, Ascomycota, Eurotiomycetes, Eurotiales, Aspergillaceae.